Molecule: messenger RNA, 977 nt
Organism: Talpa occidentalis (Iberian mole)
Lineage: Eukaryota; Metazoa; Chordata; Mammalia; Eulipotyphla; Talpidae
Gene: DMRTC1
Product: DMRT like family C1
Source: RefSeq, a predicted model, not a curated record
UCCUGCCACCUCAGAACCAUGGAGCCCACUGAAAUACCUGCUGUGUCCUGCUGCCCCUGUGACUCUAUGGCUGGGAGUAAGAUUGGAGCCCCGUGGGAGAUUGAUCCGAGCCCCAGAAGAGCUAUGCGUCGCUGUGACUGCCGCUACGACUGUGGCACCUUUCACCAAAUCCAGGACCAGGAGCCCUUCUGCCUCUUCCAGGCCCACGAGUGCCGCAAGUGUACCCUCUUCUCGGAGCAGUGCAAGACCCUGCCUGCCGAGGAUGCCUUGAAGAUGGAGCUGGGGUCAAAUCUAAAGAGCCAAGGACCGAUAAGGAAUGGGCUUGCCUCUUCCCACAGCUCACGGCCCUGUCCGAAGUUGACGGUCGAACCAGGAAUCGUCACCAAGCGCCCAAGCAGCGCUGCUGCUGAGUCUCUCCCCAAGAUCUUUGUCUCUGCCCUGGAUGCCAGCACCCUUGAAGAAGCAACGAACAAUUUCUCUUUCCAAGAGGACCCACAGGCCCCCUUCCCUGCCCAGCACGAUCCCAAAGCUUCUGACCAGGACUCUGCCUCUUCAGAGUGGCAGCGGAAGCUGGAGGCAGCUGAGGCUCUGUUGUGUCUGAGAGCCUCUUUCCAGGCCCCUGCCGGCUCUGUCUCCUUGCUCGAGCCCUGUGUCGCACCAGCUCCUGCUGGAGAUAGAGAGCUCCAGCCUCCUAGUCCCUCUCUCAACCUGCCAGCCAGCUCCGUUUCUCUGCCUAUUGAACACCCGGGGUGCAUCUCCCUGUUGAGCUAGAAGCCCAGAGCACACCGGGCUCCCUAGCAUACUGCCUAUUUUGUGUCCUACUUACGAGUUUGCAAAGUGUUUAAAGUCUAACAUGUUUAACGUCUUUUUAUUUUCUUUAAGCUUUCAGGUGCUUUUAUAAGUUCUCAGAUCCUUUUUAUGAUGUGGGGCAGUUCCUUGGCUGAAGGUGGAUAUCCUUUGCACCUCCAUCCCCAACU